Molecule: messenger RNA, 427 nt
Organism: Microstroma glucosiphilum
Lineage: Eukaryota; Fungi; Basidiomycota; Exobasidiomycetes; Microstromatales; Microstromataceae
Exons: 1
Coding region: 57-305 (82 amino acids)
Source: RefSeq, a predicted model, not a curated record
GGGCCACGUGGUGAGACUGUUAUCUGAUUGGGCUGUGAAAACCCUCCGCGGGAUCGAUGCCGCUCUCCGCCGACGCUGCUCUAUCGAGGUCCUGUAAAGCAAGCAGAGCCCAAGAAAGCCAGGACUUUACCCAGCGAGCAAGUUCUGACUUUCGGCGAUCCGAAAAGAUUAGCCGCAAGAAAAUACUGCGAAGGUGCUCAACCCUAUUGUCUCACAUAGGUCGCUGUUGUCACGCUCACGCAGGUACACGAGCCGGAAGUUUGCAGAACGUCUCAGUGAGUGAUAUUAUUUUCAUCGUACUUUGAUGUAGUACUACAGAUGUACUGGCAUGCUCGAGAACUUAAGUCCCGUUCCCCCAGCCUCGAUGUAUGAGAGGGCGUUGCAUAUAUCAACGGAAUAACGUCCGCGGUGUGAAAGAGGACUUGGC